AUGCCAAACCCUGCACCGAAGGAGGAUACGUGGGCGUUCAAUCCGAUCGGGUCGCCAUUUCCGGACAAUCCUGUCAAAGUGCUGGGCCAGCAGAACAUGUACGUCGCACUGUGGUACAAGAACGGAAAGCCGGUGCACGGCUACGCAUGGAACGACGGUGGCGUUGUACAAGCUUCAUUUCCGUACGGCAAGGCUGAGCUCACAGGGAAAGUCGAUCUUGGCGGCAUGAUUCAGGUGCUGCAGUACAAAGGAGACCACAACUCGCUCGGCUAUUGGUACGAGUGGAUCAAGUACAAGGACCGUUUCGAGAAGACAGAUGAACGUCAACUGGUUCGGUGCGGCGACUCGAUGCCCAUUCUAUGGGUUAAUCGUCCUGGUGGAACACUGCUCGGCUACUUGAACAUGAAGACGGAAGAAGCCUACUUUUCACAAGCUGGCAAGGCAGAAUGCGUCGUUGGAAAACCGCUCUCGGAAAUGAUGAUCAUUAUUCGAAAUCUGAAAGGAGGCCCUCCAGGAUGUGUGUGCGCCAGCUGCCCCAAGGGACCGCCGCCAGUGCUCAUCAUGCUGAACGAGUGGGCAGACAUCAGGAUGGGAGACCCAUGGCCAGGAUAUAGGACGGUGAGAGCUGGUGACAAGACGCUGAACGCAACGGCUGGAGACUCUGCUGAGCAGCAUGUGGCCUUGUGGUACGUGCACGGUGAACCUGUGAUGGGCCGCAUCUGGAACAAUGGUGGAAAGGUCGCUGCUGCAUUUGGCUGGAACGGCAAGGCCUUCACCGACAAUAUUGGCUCCAUUCAAGUCCUCGUCGACCUUCCUGAGCAAGUUCGCGGCUACGACUACCUUUGGCGCCCGUGGAGUGAUGCUGCCGUCUAUGACAAGAACUCCCGAGUGUACUAUCCAGUACACGUGGACCAUGUGAAAGGAAACAUCUCGCCAUGCCUGCUAACUCUACCAAAUGGCAAGGAGGCACUCGGCAAAGCGGACAUCCGUAACGAGCGUGCAUCGGCUGUCGUCGCUGGCAAGGACGAGCGCUUCGAGGGACCAGCUGUCCACAAAUUCUUGGUGCUGUGUCGCAAACCGAAGCCAGGACAGAAGUUCGACGAGUGAUGUGGGCAAUAACAGAAACUCAUAGGAUUGUGAUAUGUAUAUUCCCCAAACUUUUUGUAAUGUGUCCUAUUUUCCCUAAUUUCCCAUCAUAAUUGUUCAUAUUUUGUUGUAACCCUUUUCUAUUUGUUAUUUUUUGUAUAUAUGUAUGUUUGUUGAAUGUAUGAUAAAUAAAUUUGUUUUUGAUUUUUUUUUUGAUUCUUUCUGACAUCGUUUUGAGCCUUUUAGUAUUUAAGCUGCUUCCCAUAGUUUGAGCUUUUGGAUUUAAGUUGC
Messenger RNA from Meloidogyne enterolobii, 1377 nucleotides. Lineage: Eukaryota; Metazoa; Nematoda; Chromadorea; Rhabditida; Meloidogynidae. The record is from the annotation of a GenBank genome assembly.